Molecule: messenger RNA, 783 nt
Organism: Trematosphaeria pertusa
Lineage: Eukaryota; Fungi; Ascomycota; Dothideomycetes; Pleosporales; Trematosphaeriaceae
Exons: 1
Coding region: 1-783 (260 amino acids)
Source: RefSeq, a predicted model, not a curated record
AUGUCUCCUCAUGGCCCCAUGACAACACCGCCGCCGGCCCUCCCGCGCCAGAUCUCCAAUCCCGACGAUCCAUACGGCAUCUCGAGUCUCCUCGCCGAAUUCUCCUCUCUGUAUCCCGAAUCGCUGUACCCGGAGUUUUACUCUUCGUACGACAGCAGCUACUACUCGUCCAUAUUAGCCGACCUGGCAUCGUACAGUGUCCCUGGUUAUUCCAUCCCCGACUCCACGGCGACAGCGGGAGGAAGAGGCACGGCGGGAGCAUCGAACCCUACCGGUACUGCUGCCGCAGCGAGCGGGGGAGAUAGCAGCGGAAGCGGAGGCAGCGCAGGACUUCCCACGGGCGCGAAGAUCGGCAUCGGUGUCGGCGUUCCACUCGCUGUUUUCCUCCUCGCCGGCCUUGGUGUCCUUCUCUGGUGUAUGGGCAAGAAAAAGGGCAAGAAAUCGUCAACCACCGUCGUGGCGCCCGCGCAGCCUGGUGCUCCUUUCCAGUCGCAGUUCCAGCAACCUCCGCAACAGCAGAUGGGAUAUAUGAAUCACCAGGGUUAUAUGCCGGGGUAUCAGCAGAGUGUUUCGCCGCCGCCGCAGUAUAUGACGCCGCCGCCCCCGGGAGCAGGAUAUGGCGGAGGGUACGGAGGGUACGGGAAAGGUCCGGAAACCGCAGGCGCGGUGGAGCUAGAGCAGGAGUAUCAUUUUGCGAGGCCGGGGGUUGUGGAGAUGGAUGGGGGGCAGGAGCCGCCACAGCAGCAGCAGCCAGGGAAGAAGAAGAAUAAGAAGAAGAAGUGA